UGGAAGCUUAACUCGUUUCCGAAAUUGCUCGCAGCUUUCUGUACAAGUGAUUAUUAUGACGUAGACUAUAUGGACAAUAAACACUCUACAUAGUGCACUACUUAUCCACAUGUAGAGGUAUUAAAAUACAACCCUUAUUCCGCGCCCGAGUUCAGUUUUAAGGGACAUGUCAGUGUGUACACAAGACUAGGGUUGAGGCAAAGAACACACUUUUAAUAAUUGUUCUUAUGUAUUUUUACUUCUUUAUUUCUUAGAGCAUAGCGGCAAAGGAACAUGGCGAAAAACAGAAAUCUCUCCAACAUGGUGAUUGCGUGCGAAUGGGCCUCGUGUACUUUUAAGGGACGGAGUAUGGAGGAACUGAAUGAUCACAUGUCUUUACAUUUGAAGGAACAUCUUGGCGAUGGAGACACCAUGGAGGAGCUUGAUGAUUAUCAGUGUCUGUGGCAGGGCUGUGAGUUCCUGGCUAUGGGGAGUCCUAAUGAACUCAUUGCCCAUGCACACUUCCAUAACUUCCACAGUAAACUGAAGUUUAUCGGGACUCAGUUGCUCGAGUCUCAUCCUGAGCUUCCCAGCUGCACUCAGGAGCUGCACAGCAACAACCUGGUCACAGACAUCUCGGAAGGAUUUGUGUGUCAGUGGGAACACUGUGAUCAGAGUUCUUUUAAUAAUCCGGAAUGGUUUUAUCGGCACGUGGACAUGCAUGCACACUGCACAGAGUUACAGCCGCUCCCUGAUCAACAGCAGGCGCUCUUCUGCAGCUGGAAAGGCUGUGAUGCAUUUUUUAAGAUUAAAUACCGGCUGCGCGAGCACCUGCGCAGUCACACACAGGAGCGUCUGGUGGCCUGUCCGACUUGUGGCUGCAUGUUCUCCAGCAACACCAAGUUCUUUGAUCACAUUCAGAGACAGGCAGAGCCGGAAGAUUCUUUCAUAUGUGCGCAUUGUGACAAAGGCUUUGCUAAUGUGCGACUGCUGAGAGACCACGUUCGACAGCACGUCAAUCACAUAAAAUGCCCGCUCUGUGACAUGACCUGUACAUCACUCUCCACCCUGAAGAUCCACAUCAAAUUCCGCCACUGCGAUGAGCGCCCGUUCCCCUGUGACUUCUGCGAGAGCAGCUUUAAGAAUCAGCAUGAUCUGCGGAAGCACAUGGAGACUCACAACGAAGGAGCGGCUUAUCACUGCACUGUGGAUGGCUGCGGUUACUCUUCCCGCAUGGCUCACACCAUGAAACAACACUACAAGAGAGUACACGAGCAGGGGAACGUGGUGUCUAGGUAUAAAUGUCAUCUUUGUGACAAGAACUUUUCUUGGUGUUACACGCUGACUCUUCACCUGAGAAAGAAACAUCAGCUCAAAUGGCCAUCGGGCCAUUCACGCUUCAGGUAUAAAGAAGAUGAAGACGGCUACCUCCGCCUGAACAUGGUUCGCUUCGAGACUGUUGAGGUAACCGAAGAGCUGAUCAAGAACAUGGCAGAAAAACGCACGCCUCGCAAGCUCUCAGGCCCGAGCGCUCAGACUAAAAGAUCAGCACUACAGACGGAGAGCAUAAAUGAUGUUCCCACACCAUCUCCUGACCCCACCUCUUCAUCCUCAUCUGCCUCCUCUUCCAUGGCAGUGCUCAUGAAUGACGAUGAUGGUGCAGUUAAGGACGGAGCACCAGUGUACUGUAUACUGAACACUGUGACCGAAAUGAACGGGGAUCAAGACGACACAGAAGACUCGGGGAUGGAGUCUGGGGCAGUGAGAGCGCUGGCGGCAGUGGCUCGAGGGCUGGGGAUGGAUGUAGUGUGAGGACCAAGUGUUUACAUAAAACACUGCAAGUCACCUUUACUGUUGUACUACAUCUGAAUUGGAUCAAACAUGCAAAACUUGGAUGUGCAAAGAAGUUCAGAUUUUUUAGCAGGUUAAAAAAUUCUUCUGUCAAGUCUCUUUGUUAAAUUUGAUUUUAUGAUGUGAUUUAGUUUGGAAAUCCCUGGCUUUAUUGCUGAUUGUAGAUUUUCCUGUUUAUACUACAGAUGUAAAUAUUUUAAGCCAUUUGACCAUUUUAGUCAUCGUUUUAACUAAUUCGUUGUUUUUACAGGUUUUACGUAAUGUUUAUUUUACUUGAAAACAAUGUUUCUGUUUUAGAGAAAUUGAAUAUGC
Molecule: messenger RNA, 2142 nt
Organism: Clarias gariepinus (North African catfish)
Lineage: Eukaryota; Metazoa; Chordata; Actinopteri; Siluriformes; Clariidae
Exons: 10
Coding region: 274-1791 (505 amino acids)
Biological process (GO): anatomical structure development; regulation of transcription by RNA polymerase II
Molecular function (GO): RNA polymerase II cis-regulatory region sequence-specific DNA binding; DNA-binding transcription factor activity, RNA polymerase II-specific
Source: RefSeq, a predicted model, not a curated record